Ambispora gerdemannii is the source of this 1761-nucleotide messenger RNA. The record is from the annotation of a GenBank genome assembly. NCBI's taxonomy places the organism in Eukaryota, Fungi, Glomeromycota, Glomeromycetes, Archaeosporales, Ambisporaceae.
AUGAUAACUGGUGAAUCAAUCCCAGUAUCGAAAGAAAUUGGUGAUAUCGUAAUAAGCGCAACAGUAAAUCAAACAUCAACAAUUUGGAUAAAAGCAACAAAAGUUGGCACCGAUACAACAAUAUCACGUAUAAUAACUCUCGUACAAGAAGCACAAUCAAGUAAAAAAGCACCGAUCGAAGAAUUCGCUGAUAAAGUAUCACACAUCUUUGUCCCAGUUGUGAUUGCAAUAGCAGUGUUUGUGUUCGUAGUGUGGGUUGGAUGUGGUGGAACUGGUAGAAUCCCAAGUGAUUGGUUAGACACAGACCAGAAUUAUGUGAUGUUUUCAUUAUUUUUUGCUAUUUCUGUGAUGGUAGUAGCGUGUCCUUGUGCGAUGGGUCUUGCUUCACCAACUGCAAUCAUGGUAGGCACAGGAAUAGCAGCAAAACUUGGAAUCUUGAUAAAAGGAGGAGGAGAAGCGAUUGAACUAACAAACAAAAUAGAUGUGAUUGCAUUUGAUAAAACGGGAACUUUGACUUUUGGUAAACCAAAAGUUAUCGACUCGAAUUUUUUCUAUCCCAAAAAGCCAAUGGAAAAUGCACGACAAUAUGAACAAUUGAUAAUCAGGAUUGUCGGUUUAGUUGAAUCGUCAAGUGAUCAUCCAUUAGCAAAAGCUGUUGCUCAAUUUAUCAUGGAGCAAACCAUGGAGCGAAACCUGAAUGUUUCAUCGUAUCUUGAAACAGAUAAGCCUGUUCUCGACUUACCAUCGAACAACGUGACAUUAGAUACUGUUACCGAAGUACCUGGUAAAGGACUCGAAGCAAGAGUAAAAGUUGAUUUCGCACCUCCGAGUUUAUCGGGUUCAAACCACGACACGACUUCAUUAUAUUACGAUGUGUUUAUCGGAAAUGAAAGAUGGUUACGUGAACAUAAUUGCAUUUACCCGGCUCAGAUAAUAAAUCAAGAAGCGGAAAAUACGCUGUGGAAUUGGAAGUUAAGCGGUUCUUCGAUCGUGUUAGUUGGAUUGAGGAACUCAUCGGAAACGAAAGGAGGAUUGAUAUUGGCUCAGCUUGCUGUGGCGGAUACACCGAGACCAGAUGCAGCGAAAACUGUUGCAGCAUUGAAAUCACGGGGAAUUGAUAUUUGGAUGAUUACUGGGGAUAAUCCGAUCACCGCAAAGGCAAUUGCAGUACAAGUUGGUAUUGAGAAUGUGUUGGCAGAAGUAUCACCAGAAAUGAAAGCGGAACAAGUUAAGUGGCUACAAAGGCGCGGUGCUUCAUUUUAUGAUGAAAGUAUUGAAAAAAGUAACCUUAAAGCAAAAGUCUCUAGACAGUUCUGGCGAUUCAAAAACUCAGAAUCAAAAGACCAACGACGUGCAAUUGUCGCAAUGAUCGGUGACGGGAUUAACGAUUCACCUGCACUAGCACAAUCAGAUCUACCGAUUUCAAUAGCAAGUGCCACUGAUGUUGCUAUUGAAUCAUCGUCAAUUAUCCUUACGAGGUCAACUCUCUCGUCACUUAUCACUCUAAUCGCAUUGUCACAUUCCAUAAUACGCCGUGUUCGAUUGAAUUUCUUGUGGGCUUACCUUUAUAAUACAUUGGCUAUACCAAUAGCAGCCGGUGUUUUUUUUCCCGUUUUUCAUUUUGCUUUGAGACCUGAAAUCGCGGGACUAGCGAUGGCCGCGAGCUCUAUAAGUGUUGUUUUGAGUAGUUUGUUGUUGAAACGCUUUAAAGAACCUUUAGUGCCCGAAAUUAAAACUAGUUCUUAUGGUAUGGCAGCUUAA